Messenger RNA from Aspergillus welwitschiae, 3169 nucleotides. RefSeq names its product DUF1343-domain-containing protein. The record is from RefSeq and is a predicted model, not a curated record. Gene Ontology annotation, molecular function: peptidoglycan beta-N-acetylmuramidase activity. The transcript is spliced from 12 exons. Bases 1 to 3147 code for a protein of 1048 amino acids. NCBI's taxonomy places the organism in Eukaryota, Fungi, Ascomycota, Eurotiomycetes, Eurotiales, Aspergillaceae.
AUGAGGGUUCUUACUAUAUUCGCUGUUCUCUCUCGAGUGUCAUGGGCUACACAUACAGUCAAAACCGGUUUGGAUGUUUUAUUGGAAAGCAAUUACACACAGCUAGCUGGCAGAAGAGUCAUCGUACUCACUAAUCCGACGGGUGUGACUCCGGACUUGCAACUUGGGGUUGACGUUAUGUUCAAUUCUGGCGCCGUUGACAUCGUUGGUGUCAUGGGUCCUGAGCAUGGUUUCAGGGGCACAGCCCAAGCUGGGGGCUCAGAAGGGACGUUUAUUGAUCCAGUAACUGGAUUAACAGUUUAUGAUGCGUAUAAUGUCAACACGAGCACACUUGUUGGCUAUAUCAAGGAAUCUGAAGCGGAUACCGUACUAUUUGAUAUACAAGAUGUAGGAGCUCGGUUUUAUACCUAUACUUGGGCCAUGUAUGACACAAUGGUGGCUGCAGCCAUUGCAAAUGCUAGCUUUGUGGUCGUAGACCGCCCAAAUCCUAUCACAGGAUUGAAUGCAUUCGGCCCGGUACUCAACGAGAGCUAUGCAUCUUAUGUGGGACGGCGUCCUAUUGCACAAGCUCAUGGCAUGACAACGGGUGAAUUGGCAUCGAUGUUUGUUGGAGAGAAUUGGAUUCAGGAAGCUGCAAACGGUUCGGACCUGAACUUAGAGGUCAUUCUAAUGAAAGGGUGGAAGCGAUCGAUGACAUGGAAAGAUACUCAUCUUCCAUGGGUCAUGCCAAGUCCAAGUACACUGCAGUUACUCGGGGGCUCCUUCACGAACGACUCAUGGACCGACGAAAUGCGAGCACUUAAAAUCCCUCAUACGAACUUUCGUUCUGCUUGUUUCAGCCCGACAACAUCAAAGUUUCAGUCACAGACCGUUUGUGGACUUCAAAGUUAUGUUUUUCUCGAUUCUAUCGGUGACUAUGAAGAAUUUGAUCCAGUUUUCCUUGGAGUAUCAUUGCUCUGGAGCGCCAAACAUCUCUACACUGUCGGCGGUAACGACACAGGCUUCGGAAAUACGACACAAAGUUUCCACUGGCUAUUCGGUUCCAAAACUGGCCUGUACGAUGUGGAUGUGUUGACUGGUGGCUCUUUGGUUCGGGAAGGCAUUGAGGCUGGACUUCCUCCGGAUGAAAUUCGGUCACAAUGUCUACACCAUCAUGCUCAACCAGGGGAGCAGUGGAAAAGAAUCGCAUUCGGGUCCCCUCGUGUGAGCCCUGUCGUCUAUCCAAACUCGCUUGUGAUCACAAGCGUCCAGCAUGCUCCCGUUGCGCCAAUCGUGAAAUCACUGAAAAGUGCGUCUAUAGAAAGAAUCCAUUUAAGCGACAUAGGCCAAUUACUUCCAGCAAGCGGGCCAAAUGGCUUGUCGCCUGAAAGACCAUUGGCCACUUUUCAAAUGAAACCGUAUCCAAAUCCAGGUUACCAAGGGUCAUCAUCUCUCAAGACAGUGCUGGAUAAUCUUGGCGACCACUUAGCCGUUAGAAUUGAUACCUCCAGACCUCAUGUUAACGACCAACAGUCGUCACGAGACGCUGUACUUCGGGCAGACAGCUCCAAGAUGGUCGAUGAAGGAGUACAGCUGUUAGAGACGUUCCUUGAUUAUCUUGCUGAUGACGAUUUUCGACAACUGUUCUCCGAAGCGAAAGGCAGUGAUUUACAAACCCACUUAGGCACCUUCUUACUUUUCCCAUUCUUUGAAAGUCUGGCAAACGAAAUUGAUAUCAUACGACAAUCAGAAAAUCGACAGGCGAGCUCGUUUGCACUGUCACAACGCCUCUUCGAAAAGGCAAACGAACCCGUUGAGAUUCAUAGCGCCAUGACUCUUGAGGAGUUUGCCGCUCAGUACACGGGGCUAAAUUUACGAUGGGAAACGGUGGGUUUGAUUAUUACACUAGCUGGCAUUGCUUCUACCGAGAUACGAGUCCCGCAUCCAGCUUGCAAAACAGAAGAGGAACGUCAACUUCUGAGGACAAACCUUGUUCAUUUGACCAACAAAUGUGUCGGCUUCUGCGAUUCUUUGGACACAUUGAAUGAUAUCACUAUGAUAUUCUUAUAUGAGAGUUUCCUCCUUGCUUCAAUAUUCUACGGUGAUCAAAGUUUCAAGGCUUGGAGAAGACUUAAUCAUGCUUCCAGCGCACUCUUUGCAGAUGGGCUUCACGAGACUGUCAAAGAAAAACAGUAUCUCCCAUUCUUCCUCACACAGUUACGUCAGCAAAUCUUUGCACGAAUAUACGGAUCCGACAUUAGUUUUGCUGUCUUUUUAGGCCGUCCUCCGCGGGUGAGUAAACGGUUCUGUUAUACAAGUAUGCCCCUCGACAUUGAAGAGGAUACGUACAGUCUAGUAGGAGAAGACUUGGACCAGGAAUUGGCACACCUGGACCGAAACGGUUGGAACACACUCGGCCAGAUCAGGAAAAGUGCUGUCAUACGAUGGUCUAUGAUCACCUCUAUGAUCCGUGAAGAUGCUUUAGAAACUCUACUUGGACGAAAUCUUACCAAUGUACCACAGCGAAUCGGUGAUCUUCAAGCGAAGAUUGACCAUGCGUGGAAAGAUCUUCCCCCGUUUCUCACGAUUCCAACCCGGGAUUUAUGGCUGAAAGGACGUUCCUGCCACGAGGUAGACAUCUUGCAUCAAAUUCGUCUACUUUACCUCAACACUGCCUUUUUAAUUGAAUGGGCGGCUUCGCGACAUGGCCUUCAAGAUACUGGUGCCUUGUUUGUCAAUGCUAGUGAACUACUCUCAUGGGUUAUUGAGGCUAUAGUUGCUUCUUGUGCUCUACCCGCUGCCGGUGCUAUUGCCUGGUAUCUCCUCCAGCCAUCGUCCCGUGUCGGCUUCAAUCUCGACUUGUCAUCGAGAAGACGCAGCAUAGAGAAUCUCUCAGUGCUCAUUGCUCACAUGGGUGUCCUGCAUGAUCCUGGAGACGGCAACUAUCAGCUUUUCUGCCACGCCAAAAGUGCUCUACAAUCUGCAAUGGACACUAUCCUCAGCCUUCCAGAUCCCGCUCAGCCUGAGAAUUCCUUAGAUAUGUUAUCCUCCCCUGCACUGUCACCAGACUGGAUCUUUUCGGAUUAUUUAGGGCUCGGGGUUGAUUCAUGGAUCGGUCUUCCGGAUCGCGGGUCUUUUAUGAGAAUGGAUGAUAAUAUGCCAUAUUGAAUGGUGAAUAUUUGUGUUUAUG